GCCGCCGCCCCCCACACGGUGGCGCUCUGUGUGAUUCACAGCCUCCCUGCACUGACCUGCAGAGCGCACUGUAAGAGCGCCAAACACCGACUGAACGGAAAACACUCCUCACUUCUCCCUCUCUCUCCUUUUUUUUUUUUUAGUUUCGGCUGCGUUUGUUUUCUCAUUUUUUAGGAUUUGUCUGAGUUUCUUUUUCAUUUCCCUCAACAACUCCUCAGCCGCGGGUGGAGCUGUCACCUUAAUGAGCCCUCCUCUGUUUCCCCAUGUGGAGGAAUGUUUGCGAGUGGGAGAGCAGAAAGAGGUGGGGGCGGGGGGCCUGGUGAGAGAGAAGGAGCAGAGGAGGAGUGGAGUGUGAGAUUAUCCGCCGUACCUGCUGCCGCCGCCGCCGCUGCUCAGAUUUUAACAGCUUCUUUCCGGGAUCUGAUGCUGCCCGGAGCGCGGAGGCAGCGCCGCUGGAGGCAACCCUGCCUCUGAGCCUCAGGUGGACAGAUGGAGACGGAGGAGGAGGUCGGCGAGCCCCAGACAGGCGCGCCGCACUCCGAGGUGAACGGGGACCUGCCGGGGAACCCGUACCUGAGGGACGGGGUGCUGGACGCGGCGGGGAGUCCGGCCAGGGAGCCGGCGGCGCCGCAGUGUCCCCCAGAGUUCAGCCCCAGCCACCAGUGUGGAGAGAAGAUGCCGUUCCACCAUGUGACGGCAGGUCUGCUCUACAAGGGGAACUACCUGAGCCGCUCGCUGUCCGACAGCGACAGCGACGUUCUGGCCAGCAUCUCUGUGGAGGAGCUCGAUGAGAUCCGGGAAGCGUUUAAGGUGCUGGAUCGUGAUGGAAACGGGUUCAUUUCCAAGCAGGAGCUGGGAAUGGCCAUGAGGUCUCUGGGGUACAUGCCCAGUGAGGUGGAGCUGGCCAUCAUCAUGCAGAGACUCGACAUGGACGGUGAUGGACAGGUUGACUUUGAGGAGUUCAUGACGAUUCUGGGCCCCAAGCUGCUGUCGUCUGAAACGAGAGAAGGCUUCCUGGGCAGCACGAUAGACACCAUCUUCUGGCAGUUUGACAUGCAGCGGAUCACCCUGGAGGAGCUGAAACACAUCCUGUUCUAUGCUUUCCGCGAUCACCUGACCAUGAAGGACAUUGAGAACAUCAUCAUCAACGAGGAAGAAAGCCUGAAGGAAAACUCCGGGAACUGUCAGACGGAGUUUGAGGGAGUUCACCCGUCGAAGAAGAACCGCCAGACGUGCGUGAGGAAGAGCCUCAUCUGCGCUUUCGCCAUGGCCUUCAUCAUCAGCGUCAUGCUCAUCGCGGCCAAUCAGAUGCUGAGAAACGGCAUGGAGUAGCCGGGUGGCGCCAGCCUGCAUGUGCAUGCCGGCUGACCCAAACCAACCCGCCAUGAAGCCAGCACGACGAGCCGCCGGGACUCCUCCCCCUUUACUCCGACAGGGACUGUAAGGGCUGACAUCACAUCCGCUGUCGUCUCUGUUUCCCUGAUGCAAUAAUUCAAACCGAACAUUUAGAAACGAGUGCAGGAGUUGAGAUCCGCUCCAGACGGGAGGCGGGCCUGGCGCCCAGCAGGAGGCUGAUGAGCUGCGGAGGGACGAGCGCCGCCGAAGCACACCAACAUGGCCGCCUGGUUCCUGCUGGGCCGCCGUCCUUCAGCUCUGAUUAACUGCUGACUCUGUGGGCCGGCGUGAGGAAACGCUGAGAGAUGUUUCUGAAUGAGAGCGGAUUGUUUCCCCUGCUGGACGCCGGUCAGAACCCGACCGCUAACAGUGACGUUUUCAGAGAGAGAGCUGAUCUGAAACCAUCGCUUCACCUGAGUUAGAUGCAAAAUGUUUGUAUCUAAACAUGUAAAUCAUCGAUUCAAUCGAGACGAAUCCGUUUUGUUUCGACAUUUUCUUCAGAAUAAGUAGCAAAUAAUCAGAAUCAGAGAUUUGAAUUGUUAAAAA
This is a messenger RNA of Poecilia latipinna (sailfin molly), 1941 nucleotides long. RefSeq names its product calneuron 1 (gene caln1). Bases 490 to 1332 code for a protein of 280 amino acids. Gene Ontology annotation, cellular component: trans-Golgi network membrane. Gene Ontology annotation, molecular function: calcium ion binding. Lineage: Eukaryota; Metazoa; Chordata; Actinopteri; Cyprinodontiformes; Poeciliidae. The record is from RefSeq and is a predicted model, not a curated record. The transcript is spliced from 7 exons.